AGAUGAGGUGUGUUGACUGAACAUACGAACUCAAAUUGAAAAUCUAUACAAUGAGAUAACGUUGUUUAUUUCAUCUGAACCAUUUUAGACACAACAUGUUAUCUUCUCUCUCGAUUUCAUUUCUUCUGAUCGUCGUCUGGCUUUACGAAUUCUGCAAAUGCCAGGAUCAUUGUAAAGAACGUGAAUGGAUGACUUUGGAAAAAGUAAUUUUUGAAAACCGGUCAUAUCGAUAUUCUCAGCACUAUAUGCAUUUACAGAGCAUCAGUAUUAACCAGUCUCAGCCAGCUGUGAAUGGAAGUUUCAGUAGACGCAAUGAUGGUACGUUAGUUAAACCGAAACUGUCGUUUAAAUAUUACAGUAGUCAGGUGACACAACUCGUUAUUUUCUCUUCUGGUGGAAUAAGUAUGCACGGACAAGACAGGUUAGGAUAUAUUAGUCCGUUUCGUUCAGACAAUACAUAUCCUGAAUUUGAGAUUUCGGAUGAGAAGGAAUUACUUGCUGUCAGAUGGUUUAUUAAUAAAGACGUUGAUGGUAAACAGUUUACAGCCAAGGUAACUUGCCUAAUACAUCCAAAUGGGAAGAUAAUGUUGUAUUAUGAUAACAUUCCAACGGAAAUUAAAGGAAUUGAAUGGAAACCGAAAAUCGUCGGUAAAUUCAGUUGUGGAGGAAAUGAAACAGUAUCUGAAAUAAUUACUCCUGAAACAUGGAUCAACAGUGGAACAUUGGUGGAAUAUGAAGCUGUCAGAAGUAUGUUAUAACUUAUUUAAUCAGCCAUCACUAUCUUCACACUUGAAAACGUCACUUUUAUUUCAACGAUUUGAACAUUCCAUGUAUAAUUUUAUUCUACUUCCACAUGAUAUCGAGGUAUCUAUCCUAAAUGACAUUUCACAUAUCAUUAAUAACUAGACAUCGAUUCGUUUGUUGAAUGAUGAAAAGGAUUGAAAAUCCAAUUUGAACCAAUAUUGAAGUCUUCACUUUGAUCAAAAAGUGACUUGACCACAAAGCAACAAAACGAUGUAUGAGAUGAUGUUAGUUCUGAAUAAAAUUAAGCGUCUGUUGGUUGAUUACGCGUUGACGAGGAAGUGUCCGUGUUUUCUUUUGGUACAUGUGAAAUGAAAUCUCGCUGAGGUAGUGAAUUCGCGAAUACUUCGGAAACGAUUGCCUAUUUUCCAAAAUCCUUGCUUUGUCAUACUUAUACGAUCAAUUGAAGGUAUGGAUAUGUCUAGUCUCCAAAUUACAAUUUAUCAUAGCCAGUUUAAGAAUUAUUUCCACAUUAUGAAAAUGUGUACCUUCUCAUAAACAUGUACAUUGAGUAAGUAUAAACAGAUUUUAGUUCACCAUGUUUUAGUCGACUAAAAUAAUAUUUUAAUCAGUGAGAGAAUCAUUCCAUGGUAUAAUAAUCAGAUCGCCGUCAAUAUUCUGCGAAUAAGAUAUUCCAGUCAUCAUCAGUGAAUCUUUACCGAUCCAACUAAUUUCAUAGAUUAACUGACAGCACAAAUAACAGAAUGGAGUUACAUACUUCGAUAUCAUCCAUCACAGUAGAUCGACUGAAA
Schistosoma haematobium is the source of this 1553-nucleotide messenger RNA. RefSeq lists its product as uncharacterized. The transcript has 8 exons. The record is from RefSeq and is a predicted model, not a curated record. NCBI's taxonomy places the organism in Eukaryota, Metazoa, Platyhelminthes, Trematoda, Strigeidida, Schistosomatidae. The coding region runs from base 96 to 758 and encodes 220 amino acids.